Lizanozyma spartinae is the source of this 1920-nucleotide messenger RNA. RefSeq lists its product as uncharacterized. The record is from RefSeq and is a predicted model, not a curated record. Lineage: Eukaryota; Fungi; Ascomycota; Pichiomycetes; Serinales; Debaryomycetaceae. Bases 1 to 1920 code for a protein of 639 amino acids. The transcript has a single exon. Gene Ontology annotation, cellular component: cytoplasm.
AUGGAGAGUGAUGACGAGUUCCGUCCUAUUCGCUUGGCCAAAAGAGAUUCGCACGGUGGGGGAUCAUCAGCAGCAUCAUCAGAGAUUGGGGGAUCAGGUAGUCAAACGUUUCAUAUGAAACCAAUACGAUUAGGCUCAAGAAACCGCCGUAGUUUUGGUUUAGUUAGAGCAUCGUCGUUUUCAUCUAGUGGGGCGUCACCUCCAUUGACUCCCAAAUUCAAGAGUCAUGAUCCCAUAUUUGCCUUAUGCUGUGUUGAUUUCCAUCAUCAAAGAGGUCCAGAAAUCCAAUGGUGGAAGUCUAAUUAUCAUCCGGAAUAUACCCCUAAUUUGUUUAAGAACUUGCCGUUUCAAGCACUUCCUGAUGGGUCACAUUUGUAUGAUGAAACGUUUUCGAAUUUCAUUUUGGUCUACGACACUCAGAAGCUGACCAGUCUUGAUGACCAUGACGAUGAGCUUCAUUACUCCGGUGAUCCACGGCAAUUAAUGACACUUUUUGGAUGUAGUUGUGUGGGGACCAUCAAGACCUCUGAAAUGGAUCCUGAUGAAAGAGCAAAGAAUAAAGAUAUCACUCGUUCAUUGGUUCAAAAGGCAGUGGUGGUAAUUGCUAAAGAUAGACCCAUAUUCACCCAUAUAAAGGAGAAGUUAUCCAUAAUUACUAAAUCAUAUUUCUUACAGAAGGACUUGGCCAACUUCAAGGUGUUUGAAGAUUUGUUUGAAGACUUGAAUAUUCAAUAUACUCCAAAGGAAGAUGUUCCAUUACCUCGAAGCCCAGGAGUAUUGAUAAAUAAAGAAGAGGAUGAUGAAUUUGUCAACUUGAACCUUAAGGAUUAUAUCAGCAGAUUCAAGGCAAAUUUCCUUCUUAUUUUUAAGAUGAUGCUUCUUGAGAAACGGAUCCUUGUGUUUUCAGGGUCUAAUUUAGCCCAAGUAUUCCAAUUCCAAAAUAACCUUAUCAGCUUGAUUCCUGGAUUACUUAGUAACCUCCAAGAAUCUGGUUCUACACUUAUUGAUUUCAUGGAAUUGACUACCAAUUUGGGAAAGCCAACAUCUAUCAACACUUUAAGUAGACACUCGAUGCUACGAUUCUUUGGAUUACCUUUGAAAUUAUUCGACACUAAGGGUGCCAUGUGGGCUCCUUAUUUACCAUUACAACAACUAGAUAACCUUAAAUGUGAGUCAUUCUUAGUGGGGACUUCUAACCUAUUGAUCUUUAAUCAAGCUCGACAGUUGCAAGUCGAUGUGUUGAUCAAUCUUGAUACAGAUGAGGUGACAUUCCCUUCUGGUAAGAGUGAAGAGUUCAACCUUCUGAAUAUGGAUAAGAAGUUUAUUAAUCAUUUGUUGUAUGCUUCCAACUCCUCCAACUCCGAUAGUUCGGACUUUGUGGGCAAUGAUGAUUAUCUCCGACUCAAAUUUGAAGAUUAUCUUCUUUCAUUAUUACUGACACUAAGACUUCGUCAAUAUGGUGAGAAUUUCAAUGGCGUGCCCCCAGGAUUCGAGAUAAAUAAUGAAAUGGGGAACCUUUCUCUUUUCAAUCAAAGGUUUGUGGACUUAUGGAAGGAAACCAAAAAUUGCAAAAUAUGGAAUUUAAUUGCCGAUGAAUUUAUUUUCAACUUCAUUACUCCUCAUCAUUAUGGUAUAGAAUGCUCCAAAUCAGGUUCUUCCAACUUUAAAUUGCCAAAUUGGUUCCUGAAACGUCAAGCGGGUGCUUCUACUACAUCAAAAUCAGACCCAGAACAUAAAGCCCGUAAGUUUAUUGAGGCUUCAGACACUGCAUCAACAACCACGUCAGAGACUGCCGCUUCUUCUUCAAUCAAUGCCAACACCAAUGAAUCUUCAUUUGAAAGUAUACUGGGCCUGUCUAAUGCUACAGAUCAAUCCAAUCCCAAGGGCUGGAGUUGGCCUACUUUCAAAUGGAAAGCUUAG